AUGCGCUACGAAGAUUGGGAUAUACUUCUGUUCCCACGCGAUGGCCAAGUCCCGCUAAAGGAAUUCAGAGUAGCCUGCCAUGUGGUUCACGACGAUGAGCUCUCACACAUCAACGGCUCCCCUGGACUACCAACUGUCUGUUGUUUCGUUCCCAGUUUACCCCCUGGUGCUCCCUACAAGCUGUCGAUACACUCUUGGGCGACACCACCGAUAAGCCAGUCCACCCGAUCAUACGGCAAAUUCGCCGAUCGAGUUGUCUUUGAGGUCCGCCUGUUUGUAGACGGAAGAUUCGUGUCGUCAGCUUCGAUGAAUCGAGCAGGGCCAUGGCCAAAUGUCUUAAAAAACUCGUUUGGGUUUUCUGAUGCCGGGGAACUCCCUCUCAGCUUCCCCAAAUUUCAACGGGAGCUCCUCGAUCAAAGCUACUGGAGUCCAGCUGAUGAUCUCGGUCGUAUCAAAGUCAUCAUCAGCGAAAGCUACCCGCGGGAGUCCCUUUCUGUGCCUUUCGAGAGACUCAAGAAUAUUGUAGCAUUCUCUUUUCAGCAUGCGCCACUCGAGAUACUUGAAAGUUCCGCGAUUGCGUGGCCAAAUAGCGCAAUGUGGCGCGCCAUGCCAUUUACUGCAUCAUCAUAA
Molecule: messenger RNA, 630 nt
Organism: Beauveria bassiana ARSEF 2860
Lineage: Eukaryota; Fungi; Ascomycota; Sordariomycetes; Hypocreales; Cordycipitaceae
Exons: 5
Coding region: 1-630 (209 amino acids)
Source: RefSeq, a predicted model, not a curated record